UGCCGCCAUGCGUGGCCUGUAUCAAGUAAGCUGGAGUCAGCACCCUGGCUCUCGGCGGGGGGGAGGGACAAGGAAGAGAGUGAGCGACGACGGUCGCGAAGCGAAUUCGGUGGUUUACGAAACCCGACGAGCCAACUCUGCUCGGCUGCGGACCCUAGGCCAGCGCCCUGCGAGAAUAUUGCUGAGACAUGUGGCUCGAUUGGGGCUCGUGGCCUCCUGACACGGUUGCCCGAGACCUCUCAAACACUGGCUGGCGAUGCCGUCAGGCCUGGCUUUUAUCAAGUAAAUUGGAGUCAGCACCCUGGCUCUCGGCUUUGGAGGCGGCAAUUUGCCUCCUCCGAAGGCAUAUACUAAGCAGCAAAACUUUCAGGAUCUGUGGCACAGCGUCUGGAGCAUAUAGUGGAAAGCAUGGUUGCCAAGAUAGUGCGGUUUCCCAGAGCGCGGUUCGCUGCAGCAUGCCACGCGCGCUGCUUUCCUACAUGGAUUUGGCACCGUGCCCGUCUAGGCACGUCUGCCUCUGAUCGCCACAGAGCGUCGUCCGCAUCCAAAGACCAGAGAUUUUCCAUCGAAUGUCUCUAGGGUUUAUAGAAUGCGCUGUCGCCCAGAGAUCUUCCAUCGAAGGGCGCGAGACCAGAGAGCUGCCAUCGCAGGAAAGGGGGCAGGAGCCGGGGCAGCAGCAGGAGUCCCUCCCUCCUUCUCUCCCUCCCCUCCUUCCCUUCCCUAUGGGCCCUCCCAGGAGCAGUAUAUAAGAAAAUGGAGAAGAAGAAUAGAGGAGAAGAAAUGGUGGCGGAAGGCAGGGCGAGAAAGGUCGUUGUCGUCGGUCCGCAGGAGCUCUGGCCGGCCCUCCCGGCCCCCGCCCCCGCCCCCUGCCGCGCCCGCCCCAUCCGGGGCCCGAGGGGGCACUGCGCCGCCGGAGGUCACAAUGGCUGUCAAUUUGGUGAUGAUCGUGAUCGGAUUCUCCAUGAUGGCGCACGCAGGAUAUGGGCUCAUGGAGGAGUCGCGAGCGGCAACCCUGGCCUCUCAAGAAGGCAUCGCCAUCAGCAGCCAGAUCUUCCUCGAGGCCCGCUGCCCAGAGGAAGGGCGUCUUUGGGCAGGGAGCUACGAUGCCAGUGACCUCUUCCGCAGCGCGUGAGCGGGCGCUUCGGAACGCGUUCUGCCAGGGUUGAGGUUUGCGUGAGAAGGGGCUCACACCUAUGCAAGACGGCCUGGUGGCAUUAUUCAACGCCCCCCCCUCGCUUCCCGACCUCGGGUUCCUCGGGGGCCCCGCCCCACCCCAUCAACCCAGGAAUGCUCUCUCUUUCUUGGCUGGGUACGGGGGCUUGAUGUCAGAGCGACCCCAGCUUGCCUCCCGACCGCUCGUCGCUUGCAGUCAGCUCGUCGCUGUGUGGUCUGCUGCUUGUAUCCCACUCGCCUGAACCUGGCAUGCACCUUGCACUAAGUGUUCAUUCAGGUGUCACCCGCUUGUAUGCAGCUUGCGCAGACCUUCCUCCUGGGUCGGGUUGCUUUGUUGAGUCCUCUUCCCAGCAGUUGGGGGCGCUGUUACGUUUCAUACCGAAUUGCAUUGUAGGAACAAGUAAAAUGCGUUCAUCAUCUUGUCUUCACCCUGUCAAGUUUCGCCUACCUUUAGACUGCAAAAUCUCGUUUUCUGAUGUCCUGUGUUCGCCAUCACUCUGACCUGCUUGUUCGCAUGGUCUCAGGUUGGCAGCGUGCUUCCAGUGUUUCUCCCCCGCGUAGCGCCUGCCUUCUGUGUCCAAAUUUGCAAACUCACGUACACUGUGAGCCCAGCCGAGGUGGUGAUAGGAGCAGUCGUGGCCCUUUGGGGUGGCAUCGACGAUUUUAAGCCCAUCUUGAUGUCAGAUUCCAAGAAGACAGGCUGGGAGACGCAGCAUUUACGAGAGGGCUUCUAUCGCUACCGAAGCCGGACAAGGUUUCUCAGGCUGAUGGGUGGCGGGGGAGUCGACGGGGGACGCGGGCAGCGGGUCGUGACGAGAGGGGCGUAAAUUGACGCAGCGCGACAGAUCAAUGUAAGCUGUUCGUUGGCCACAGCAUGGUUCCCUCCCUGCUCAUUGUGGCGUUCUUGCUCCUAUUUCGUUGAUUCCCUCUUCCAGUGAAGCUGAUAACUCUUCUGCAGGGGUUCGGAUAGUCGGAGUCAGCGUGAUGUUUUCGAGAUGUCGUUGUCUCUUGUGCGAUGCGACGUUUGCUUGCACCGAAAAAACCAGAUGGUGGCAGACCGCAGCUCUGUUGAAUCAUCUGCGGCAGCAGUUCUUGCAUAGAGUUAUUAUCGCCAGUAGUUCAGACAUAAUAUUAUCAAACAAGUUAUUUUGUGUUUGUUCACGAGAGUUAUGGAAAGCAGUCGCGACCCUCGGUUUGGGAAAGGGCGUGGUUGGUGACUGCAAGACGGCAGCAGGACUCCGAUUCCCGUGGCAGAGGGAGAUACCAAGGCCCACCGCGUGUCUUGGGUCCCCUCCGAGAGGCCACAACGCCAGGGAUUCUCCAUAAGAUCUCGUCGACAAUUGUGGAGCGACCUGGCGAACGUUUUCCUCAAUUAGGCUCCCCUGGGUGGCUCUUGAUUGCCCUGUGUAGAGAUACGGUGCCAGGGGCCUUUUCUGACCCACCUGGAUCCUCGCGACCCGGGUGCCGGCUCCUUGCCUCUGUUGUUUGCGAGUGUGUUGCGUUGGUUGUGUG
Prorocentrum cordatum is the source of this 2685-nucleotide messenger RNA. NCBI's taxonomy places the organism in Eukaryota, Dinophyceae, Prorocentrales, Prorocentraceae. The record is from the annotation of a GenBank genome assembly.